ACUUUCGAUCUCCUCUGUUACGCUUCUGGACCGCCGGAAGCGCGUAGUUUUCCCUUCUCCGCUGUCGUAAUAGGGGAGAGAGAGAGAGAGACGAGGUCCGUCGGAGCCCUAGACCAUCUCUUGCCGCAUCUUUCCGUCCGUUUCCAGCCUUUCUCAGCGGCGUCUUCAGAAGAUUGAGAUUAAAGAUCUGCCCUAUUGCUAUGGCAUCUGCAACCGCCACUCCCCGUUAUGCUCCUGAGGACCCAACUCUUCCCAAGCCUUGGAAGGGCCUAGUUGAUGGUAAAACAGGUUAUCUUUACUAUUGGAAUCCGGAGACCAACAUUACUCAGUACGAGAAGCCUAUUGCAUCUUCACGUACAGGCUCAGCUCCACCACAGAAGUCAUCUGCUGCCACUAUAAGUUCUUCUGUUCAAGUUCAACAAUCCUCUCAAGGAAGACAUCGUGACAGUGGCUAUGAUGAUGAUGACGACAGGUAUAGCAGAGGUGGCAAUGCCACAUCAAAGCUUGCAUCAGGAACAAGGAGUUAUCAGAGUGGGAAAAGAGGAUCAGAUCAUCCUUACAAAGUUCCUAAUGGGGAAAUAGGUGCUGGACAUGUAGCUUCUUCUGGCAGAGGCCAAGGGCCUUCAGACAAUGGGAAUGGUCCAUCUGCGGAGUCUUAUCGCCGUCGGCAUGAAAUAAGUGUUAGUGGAGAUAAAGUACCCGCUCCUUUUACAUCAUUUGAAGAUACUGGUUUUCCUCCGGAGAUUCUUAGAGAGGUACACAAAGCUGGGUUUUCUGCACCUACUCCAAUACAGGCACAGUCAUGGCCGAUUGCUCUUAAAAGUCGUGAUAUUGUUGCUGUCGCCAAGACAGGUUCUGGUAAAACGUUGGGGUACUUGCUUCCAGGAUUUAUGCAUCUGAAGCGCCUCCGCAAUAAUCCUCAACUUGGUCCGACUGUUUUGGUUUUGUCUCCAACAAGGGAGCUGGCAACGCAGAUACAGGAGGAAGCUGUUAAGUUCGGAAAAUCGUCAAGAAUAUCGUCCACGUGUUUGUAUGGAGGAGCACCAAAGGGCCCUCAAUUGAGGGAUUUAGACAGAGGUACAGAUAUUGUGGUUGCCACUCCUGGCCGCUUGAAUGAUAUUUUAGAGAUGAAAAGAGUGAGCCUCCGUCAAGUCUCUUACUUGGUGUUAGAUGAGGCGGAUCGAAUGCUGGACAUGGGCUUUGAGCCCCAGAUACGCAAGAUUGUGAAAGAGGUGCCUUCUGACCGGCAGACCCUCAUGUACACUGCCACAUGGCCCAAGGAGGUUCGCAAAAUUGCGGCUGAUCUGCUGGUCAAUCCUGUUCAGGUUAACAUUGGGAAUAUUGAUGAGCUCGUUGCCAACAAGGCUAUUACCCAGCAUGUUGAAAUAAUGUCUCCCAUGGAGAAACAGAGGCGCCUUGAGCAGAUACUGCGAUCUCUAGAGCCAGGUUCCAAAGUCCUUAUCUUUUGUACAACCAAGAAGAUGUGUGAUCAACUUACUCGUAGCCUAACUCGCCAGUUUGGAGCUGCUGCUAUUCAUGGAGAUAAAUCUCAGGGUGAGAGAGAUUAUGUGUUGAACCAAUUUAGGAGUGGGAGGUCUCCAAUUCUUGUAGCCACUGAUGUUGCUGCUCGUGGAUUAGACAUCAAAGAUAUCAGGAUGGUUAUCAACUAUGACUUCCCUACGGGAGUAGAGGAUUACGUGCACAGGAUUGGAAGAACUGGGAGGGCAGGUGCCACCGGGGUGGCUUUCACAUUUUUGAGCGAACAAGAUGCAAAGCAUGCUUCAGAUCUCAUUAAGGUUUUGGAAGGAGCAAACCAGCGUAUUCCAGUUGAACUUCGCGAUAUGGCUUCACGUGGUGGUGGAAUGGGCAGGCCUAGGCGUAAGUGGGGUUCUGGCUCUGGUGGACGUGAGGGGGGCCAUGGUGGACGUAAUGGUUUGUCCUCCAGUGGAAGGGAUGGGGGUAGGGGCAGUUGGGGGAUACCAGACAGAGUUGGUGGCCGUGGUUUUGACCGUGACUCCAGGAAUAGUGACAGGUAUGGUCGCAGUUUCAAUGAUGAUGUGGAUCUUCAUGGAAGCUACCAUAAUCGGGUCCCUAAUGAAAGGUUGGUUCGAGCUCGAGAUGGUGAUCACAGAAGCAGAAGCCGGAGCCGAAGUAGAAGCCCAAACAAAGCCCUCCACAGGUUGGUUCGAGCUGGGGAUGGUGCUGACCGAAGUAGUAGCCGUAGCCGAAGUAGAAGCCCAAAAAAGUUUCCAGGUAGGGGAGACUUUCGGAGGCGGGCCGAGAGCCGUAGCCGUAGCCGUAGCACUGACAGGUUUGAUUGGGUUCUGCCAGCCCGUGAACGUUCCCCAAUCCGCAGCUCUCAGAAACAUUUGGCACCUUCAUACAAAAGUGACACUGAAAGGGGAUUCAAAAAUUCUGUGGACCCACCUCCACGUUCCUCAUCUGGUGGUCGUAGGAAGGAAAAUCUCAAGGGAUCAGAUGACGAUGAGUGGGGAAAAGCAACAAGAGGUGGACUGAAUGGAACUGGGUCUUCGUACUUGGGGGAGGAGGGUGAAUUGGAGGAAGGCAUGAUUCCAGCGGAUGAAGAAGGCAUGAUUCCAGCGGAUGAUUAAGAUCCUCGUCCCUCUUCUCCAUUAAGCUGUAUGACUGCGGAUUACCAUCGAUUGGUGGUUGUGUUGUAUUUUUUCUUCUCUUCUUUUUCCUUCGAUUCUCAGUUGUGGUGGGGGCUCGGAGACGGGGGAGAUGUAACUGUAGCAGUGGUUUUGAAGUUGCCCUUUUGGGGGGUGCAUCCUGGUAUUUAUAGAUUCAAAAACUCAAUAGAGCAGACAUCUGUAAUGGAUUAGUAGUAUUUUCACGACGUUAUGGUGUAACAAGAUUGAAAAUUAUGUUGUCAAAGCUGAUGUCCUUAAGUGUUCAUCUUAUUGAAGAAUUAUGGAGUAGCUAUUUGACAGUAA
Molecule: messenger RNA, 2954 nt
Organism: Rhododendron vialii
Lineage: Eukaryota; Viridiplantae; Streptophyta; Magnoliopsida; Ericales; Ericaceae
Product: ATP-dependent RNA helicase-like protein DB10
Exons: 9
Coding region: 201-2612 (803 amino acids)
Cellular component (GO): cytoplasm; nucleus; ribonucleoprotein complex
Molecular function (GO): RNA binding; RNA helicase activity; protein binding
Source: RefSeq, a predicted model, not a curated record